Messenger RNA from Aspergillus mulundensis, 519 nucleotides. RefSeq lists its product as uncharacterized. The record is from RefSeq and is a predicted model, not a curated record. The transcript is spliced from 3 exons. Lineage: Eukaryota; Fungi; Ascomycota; Eurotiomycetes; Eurotiales; Aspergillaceae. Bases 1 to 519 code for a protein of 172 amino acids.
AUGCUUUAUAGCACCCUAUCCAGCGGAAACUUCACGAUCCCACGUAUCAACGCAUUUGAUGAAGUUGAACUAACAGCCCUCUUCACAGUCACCAGCACCUUCGCCUCCUGGACGCAGCGCCGAACCUUCCUCGACGCGUUGGGCCUGCCAUUUUUAAACCGCAAAACCGAGCAGCCGAUCGCAACGAUCCUGCCAAAGAGAAGAUCCGGUACCGGAGAAGAUAAAUUUGACGUGCAUCUGCAUCUUAGAGGUGACGCUGCGGAUGCGGCCGAGGAGAGAGAGCCUGUCUUUGAAGUCCGGGGCCAGGACGCGUUUAAGUUAAGUACGCAUAUGUUUCAUCGGAAGACGGGGAAAUGCGUUAUGAGUGUUAGGUUUGAGAAGAGGAGUAUAUUUGCUGGGUAUGUGGUGUUGUUUAGGAGGCCUGAGUGGGAGGUUAUUGCCGCGGAGGGGAUGGAUGUUUUAUUGGCCUCGGUCAUCACGGUCCUUCUGGCUAUGAUCCUGUACAAAAAUAGCAAAUAG